GUGACCAGUUCUCUAGGGAUUGUUCAUCGAAAACGAUAUAAUGUACAUCAAAUGCUUCGUAAAUAUUUUUUUUCUAUUUUUGAAAUUCUCUUCACUUGCAAUCAUGUUACCAAUGCAUAACAAUAAUAUGAACAAAGAACUUGCAUUGCCAACAACAAUUUAUCAUGCAAUGUCUAAACGAGCAACGGAGCAACUAUCAGAUAGAAAUCGAAUAGAUUUUCAAAUAAGAAAUCAUCGAGGAUCAGGAACUUAUAUAUUUGGUUUCGAUACAGGAAGCGGAAAAAAUCGGCAAUUUAAAAUGGAAGAACGUCUUCAGGACGGAAGCGUCAAGGGCCAAUAUGGUUUUUAUGAUGCAGAAGGACAACUUCAAAUUAUCAAUUACAUCGCAGGCCCUAUCGAUGGUUAUCAAGAACGUCAUCAUGAAGCUAUUACCUACAAACCUGAAAUUUAAUCUUACAAAUAAUUCCAUCAUAUUAAGAUUUUUUUUUAUCGUUAGUCAUUAAAUUAUGAAAUCAGAAGUGAAAAAUUUCGUGUAAAUUUGAAACGUGAAAAUUUCUUGCAAAAAUUAAAACAGCCCGGUAAGCAAAAGGCGCGCAACUUGCCAGCAGAUUGGCGACAGAUUUCCACAAAAGUUGCUAGCAGAUUGGCAUCCAUUGUGUCCGCAAUGAUACAAUCCGCAGGCUCACGAUCUGCAAAAUCUGAGCAGAAUCUGUAGCUUCUGGUCAUUCAUAUAAAUAUGUAAUAAAAUCUGAGCAGAAUCUGUAGC
Molecule: messenger RNA, 766 nt
Organism: Camponotus floridanus (Florida carpenter ant)
Lineage: Eukaryota; Metazoa; Arthropoda; Insecta; Hymenoptera; Formicidae
Exons: 3
Coding region: 41-451 (136 amino acids)
Source: RefSeq, a predicted model, not a curated record